This is a messenger RNA of Lasiodiplodia theobromae, 1965 nucleotides long. Its product is annotated as Recombination hotspot-binding protein. The coding region runs from base 1 to 1965 and encodes 654 amino acids. The transcript is spliced from 2 exons. Lineage: Eukaryota; Fungi; Ascomycota; Dothideomycetes; Botryosphaeriales; Botryosphaeriaceae. Gene Ontology annotation, molecular function: DNA binding. The record is from RefSeq and is a predicted model, not a curated record. Gene Ontology annotation, cellular component: RNA polymerase III complex. Gene Ontology annotation, biological process: transcription by RNA polymerase III.
AUGCCACCAAAGGCCGAGGGAUCCACCAGAGGACGUGGCGCCCGGCGUGCGCGGGGUACGAGCACCCGCGGCCGCGGCGGUCGUGGCGGCGCGCAAGCUGCAACCACCCAGCAACAGCCCCAAGACACUGCGCCUCCAGCGAAAGAAUCUAUUGCCCCCGAGGAAGACUCUCUGUUCGUCCCGAAAGAUGACCCUGCGCCUAAUGCGAGCGCCGCGACAGCCUCCAGCACCGCCGAUGUUUCCAUGACCGACGCCGACAUUACCACCACCACCGAGCCCAAUGUCGCAGCUGAUGCCAGCGCUGGCGCAUCGCGCCCUGAAGACGCCCGCAUAUCCUCAGUCCGUGGCUCACAAACCCCUGCCGGCUCACCGGCCCCAUCGACCGGCGCGGCGCGUGGCGGAAAAAAGGCAGUCGCGCGCAUGCCCACCUUCAAAGGUCGUAGAAACAAAGAAGAGCGCGAGGCGAUUGAGGCCGAGGCUAACAAAAAGAGGAGGGAAAAGCUCCAAGAGCUCAAUAACGAGGCUAACCGUGGCAGGGGAGACCGUGGCAGAGGUCGUGGAAGGGGAGACCGCGGUGGGCGUGGUGGCCGCGGAGGAUACAUGGGCCAAAGGGGCUUUGAGGGAGCCUUGAAGCAAGACAUGGGUGGUGUCUUUGCUUCUGGAACUGUCAAUGAGAACCGCUCGCGCAUGAUCCAUCGCGGAAAGACUUUCGGGGCCUCUCACCAGGGCGGAGUCAAGCGCGAACGCACGAUAAUCAGGUCCGAGGGCGAACAGGAUGGAGUCAAGGCUGAAGACGAGGACGAAGAGGGCUACAUCUCAUCUGAUCCCGAGGUUGAAAUACUAGGACCCCGCCAGGACGUCGAUAACAUUGAAACUAUCAACCUCGUCAGCGAUGACGAAGAUGGCGACGUUGAGAUGACAGGGGGCCCUUCGCAAUCAAGGCGCAGCACGACUAGGUUCAAUACUCCUGGACUCGCUCCGAUCCGCAUUCGCCGCAGAGAACACGAGAACGCGCCGCGCAAAAUCACGGCUGAGGCGCCGGGAGACCCCGAAAUCAAGACCGAACCGGAUGCGGCAUCACCUCGGAAGGGCAAGGGCAAGGCGAAAGAAGUCGAGGUCACCGGAGCUCAAGGUCGCUGGAAGGGGGCUUGGGGAUAUGAAGAUGAAGAAGGUGUCGUGACAAUCAAGGACGAGCCAAACGAAGGGCCAACCGUCGUGCCGUCAAAUAUUCCGGAGCAGGCCGCCAAGGAUGCACCUUCCUCCCCAGAACUUUCGAGGAAGACAAAACCAAAGAUCAAGCAGCGCAGGAAGCCACGAUUCCGGGACGUGCGCGCAGCACUUGUCAGCGAAGAAGACAAGCAAGAGCAAGAGCGCCACGAACAAAGCAUGAAGGUCCUCGCAGACGAACUUGGUGAAAUCGUUCUGCCUUCAGUUACGACACCCGACGCCGAGGGUGAUACUACCAUGGCAGACGGCCAGGCUCCGAAGCAGGACCAAACCGUCGACAAGAAACAGGAUCGCGCCUACCUCUUCCAACUUCCUCCUGUCCUACCCAGCCUCAUGGUCGACAACACGGUCAAGAAUGAACCCCAGUCCCCCGAAGCCACCUCCCGUAGCAACCCGAUCGACCUUGCGACGCCCGAGGUCAGCUCGAACGGUCCCGCCAAGCCUGAGGAUGACGCUGCAGCCAUCGACACUGUGAGCCCCGAACACCCUGCUCAACUCGCGCCUGGUGCGGUCGGCAAAUUGCGCGUUCACAAAAGCGGACGCACAACGUUGGAUUGGGGUGGCACCAGCUUGGAGCUUUGUAUGGGAAUGGACGCUUCAUUCCUCCAGGACAUUAUCAUCACGAAGAUCAUCCCCGAGGAACAGAGAAUCGGCAGAGAUGGUGGUGAGGCCAUGAGCGUCGGUCAGGUCUGCGGCAAGUUCGUGGUCACACCUGACUGGGACGAGAUUGUGGGAUGA